Molecule: messenger RNA, 1145 nt
Organism: Salvia splendens (bonfire salvia)
Lineage: Eukaryota; Viridiplantae; Streptophyta; Magnoliopsida; Lamiales; Lamiaceae
Exons: 7
Coding region: 150-938 (262 amino acids)
Cellular component (GO): cytosol
Source: RefSeq, a predicted model, not a curated record
UAAAGUAGUAAAUGAGAAAAGACGGUGAGUAGUUGACCAACAAAAAUGAAAUUGAAGGAGAAUUGGUGCACACUUUGUUGGAUUCGCAACUGUUAAAUUCAAACAGAAUUUCGUCGCACUUUAAUUCAUUCUCUUCUCUGCAGGUGAUAAUGCCGCAGAAAGUAACGAUACCAAACAAGCAUGGCAAAAAUCUUGUUGGUUUAUUGCAUGACACAGCUUCACCGCAGCUUGUAGUUCUCUGCCAUGGUUUCCGUUCCACAAAGGAUUACAAAAUCAUGGUCAAUCUUGCUGUUGCUUUAGAAAAAGAAGGAAUCAGUGCUUUUCGCUUUGAUUUCUGUGGAAAUGGGGAAAGUGAAGGUACAUUUCAGAUUUGUAACUACUCUGAUGAUGUUGAUGACUUGAGAUCUGUGGUUGACUACUUUGUUGGGUUAAAACGCUCAACGAUUGCACUUCUUGGUCAUAGUAAAGGAGGCGAUGUUGUCCUUCUGUAUGCAUCGAAAUAUCACGAUAUACCUGCUGUGAUAAAUAUUUCUGGCCGUUAUGAUCUUAAACGAGGAAUUGAGGAAUGGUUUGGUAAAGAUAUCUGGGAAAGGCUAAAGAAGGAGGGAUACAUAGAUGUCAAAACCAAGACAGGAGAAGUCGAAUACCGAGUCACUGAAGAAAGCAUGACGGAGCGACUCAAUACAGACAUGCACCAAGCCUGCCUUUUAAUUGAUGCUAACUGCAGGUCACUGACAGUGUAUGGAUCAGCUGAUGAUCUUGUCCCACUAGAAGAUGCAACAGAGUUUGCCAAAGUCUUACCAAACCACCAGUUGAAAAUCAUACAAGGAGCCAAUCAUGGAUACACUUCACAUCAACAUGAAUUAGUCUCAGCUGUUUUGCCUUUCCUAAAGGAAAUCUCUACAACACUAUCAACAGGCCAAUCCUCCUCAACUUGAAAACCUGUUACUCAUUCAUCUGCCAGCUACACUUACUACCAUUUGUGCUUAAUCAUUUGAAAUGUGUUUUUAUCAACGAAUGAUAUAUAUGUAUAUAUAGCUAAUAAGUACACCAUUGUUGGGUGAUCUGUGAUUUCCAGAAAGUCAAGUGCAACUUGGAAUUCUUAAUUUAAUAAAAGGGUGAUAGCAAAAUUCAUGGUUUGCAAA